Drosophila ficusphila is the source of this 626-nucleotide messenger RNA. RefSeq names its product transmembrane protein 14 homolog. NCBI's taxonomy places the organism in Eukaryota, Metazoa, Arthropoda, Insecta, Diptera, Drosophilidae. Bases 88 to 426 code for a protein of 112 amino acids. The record is from RefSeq and is a predicted model, not a curated record. The transcript has 2 exons. Gene Ontology annotation, cellular component: mitochondrial membrane. Gene Ontology annotation, biological process: regulation of heme biosynthetic process.
GAAGGGAUUUUUGUUUUACCACUCAAUGGUCAACUAACCACCUUUUACUACCAAAACAAAGAACCAAAAAAGUUAACAACUUAAAAAAUGCCAGUGGAUUGGUUCGGUUAUGUGUACGCAGCUACGGUGGCCGCCGGUGGGAUAAUGGGAUACGCCAAGGCGGGUUCCAUUCCCUCGUUGGGUGCCGGUCUGGCCUUUGGAGCCCUUCUCGGCUACGGGGCCCACCUCAACUCCCAGGAGACGCCACGCCCCCUGCUCCAACUGGGCACUUCCUUGUUCCUGGCCGGAUUAAUGGGCACUCGAUGGAACCGAUCCGGAAAACUAAUGCCCGCCGGCGUAGUCUGCAUGCUUUCCGUUGCCGCUUUGGUCAAAAACUUGGUCACCUAUAAUCGCCAAUUGCUGCCCACCAGCACAAAGGGUGCCUAAAUAUCCAUUCCCAGCCGACCCUGAAAUGCUGGACUUGCCGGGAGAUUUUCUACCUUAAUUCUUCAUUAUUUGAUUUCGUUAUUGGUGGUUGGACCUUGGGUUAAGAGCUGUGUCACUUUCUAGCCUGCGAUAAGAAUUGUUCUUGUUGGCUGCGAAUAAAUUUUAUCAUCUAUGCUUUUAUCAAUCUUGCUAAACUAAAA